Messenger RNA from Temnothorax curvispinosus, 1965 nucleotides. RefSeq names its product angiotensin-converting enzyme-like. Gene Ontology annotation, molecular function: peptidyl-dipeptidase activity; metallopeptidase activity. Gene Ontology annotation, biological process: proteolysis. NCBI's taxonomy places the organism in Eukaryota, Metazoa, Arthropoda, Insecta, Hymenoptera, Formicidae. Gene Ontology annotation, cellular component: plasma membrane. The record is from RefSeq and is a predicted model, not a curated record. The transcript has 12 exons.
ACUCUUCUUGAGAAUGAAAAACAUCUUAAAAUGUGCACAACGAGGAUUAUUGUUACGUCAAUUAUUGGUGCAACGAUGAAUUUACCACGAAGAAUGACGAUAGUAGGAAUUCGUAAUCUCAUUGCUUUCUUUAUUAUUCUUUUGCAUGGAGAGACAUAUGGAAAAUAUUUGGAGGGCCUCAACAUGAAUUUAGGAGAUGCUCUUUUAUUUCUCAGAGAAUAUGAUAGCGCAGCUUCAUUAAUGUGCACAAGGGUGACGAUAGCCCAGUGGAACUUUGCAACUAACGUUACUGAUGCAAACCACCAGAAAAUGAUAGACGAACAAACAUUAAAAUUAAAAUUUGAAAGAUCUUCUUGGCGGAAAGCAAUCACAUUUGCUUGGAGUCGGAUACCAGAUCCUUUAGCAAGAAGAGAACUUAAAAUGAUUGCUACGAAAGGUCGAAGUUCUUUGACUGAUGAUAAGUUUAAUGAGAUACACCGUUUAAUAGCGGAAAUGAAAGAGACUUAUGUUAAAGCCAGAGUAUGUUCAUACAAACAAAUUGAUGGCGAAUGUAAUUUUAGUCUGGAUCACGAUAUAAAUAAAAUAAUGGCACAGUCAAAAGACUACGACGAAUUAUUGCAUUAUUGGCAUGCUUGGCACGAAGCCAUUGGUCCACAACUUCAAAAUAAAUAUUUGAGAUAUGUUCAAUUGGCAAAUCGAGCAGCUAAAUUAAACGGUUUUGCCGAUGCUGGCGACCAGAUGAGAGAACUGUUUGAAGACGAAUAUUUCGAGCAAAAUAUAGCAGAGAUAAUGUCAGCCAUAACUCCGCUAUACAAGAAUCUUUUUACUUACGUGCGAUUAAAACUGAUUGAAAGAUACGGUGACAGAAUACGGGAGGAUGGACCUUUACCGGCGCAUGUUUUAGGGGACAUGUGGGCUCAAAAUUGGGAAAAUCUCUAUGAAUUAGUGCAACCAUUUCCCGCAAGCAGAAAGCUCGAUGUAACUUUGGAUAUGAUGAUUCAGGGUAUAACUCCAAUGAGGAUGUUCCAAAUAGCGGAAGAAUUCUUCACUUCGCUUGGAAUGAAACCGAUGCCACCGGAAUUCUGGAAAUUCUCCAUAUUUGAAAAACCCAUUGAUAGAGAAAUUAGGUGCACUCCUAGUGCAUGGGAUUUUUGUAAUAAAAUUGAUUACAGGUGACUUUAUUUAUUAUUAAUAAAACAAUGUACCAGAGUUACGAUGGAAGAUCUACUGUCUACGCAUUAUGAAAUGGCGCAUUUGCAAUAUUAUUUACAAUACAAGGAUCAUCCAUUGCUAUUCCGAAACGAGGCGAUUCCAGGAUUCCAUGAAGCUGUUAGCGAUGCAACUGGUUUAUCCAUUUUUACUCAUCAACACUUACAUAAAAUUGGACUGCUUAAUAAUUUAACGGACGAUUAUGAUAGUAGUAUAAAUUUUCUCAUGCUAAUGGCUCUUCGCAAAGUGGCUUAUAUGCCGUUUGCUUAUAUAGUCGAUCAGUGGAGGUGGCGCGUCUUCAGCGAUGGCAUAGAAGAUAUGACAGCACAUUGGUGGGAAUUAAGGUUGCAAUAUCAAGGCAUUAUUCCACCCGUACCCAGAUCAGAAAGAAAUUUCGAUCCAGCAGCGAAGUAUCAUAUCCCAGCAGAUAGUCCUUAUGCCAAGUAUUUUGUAAGCACUGUAUUACAGUUUCAAUUGUUCCAGUCCCUGUGUGAAAUUUCUGGUCACACUGGCGAAUUGCACACCUGCGAUCUUUACAGAUCACGAGAAGCAGGCCGACUAUUAUCAGAUGUUCUGUCGACGGGAGGUUCUAAACCGUGGCAAGAUGUUGUCAGACAAAUGACAAGAGGUAGAACGAAUAGAAUAGACGCUGGUGCCAUGCUCAAAUAUUUUGAGCCUUUGAAUGCAUGGCUGAAACGACAAAAUGAGAUGCAGCCUGUAAUUGGCUGGAUCACGAGUCGCAACGACAGAGGUUAG